Molecule: messenger RNA, 1760 nt
Organism: Siniperca chuatsi (mandarin fish)
Lineage: Eukaryota; Metazoa; Chordata; Actinopteri; Centrarchiformes; Sinipercidae
Exons: 13
Coding region: 21-1760 (579 amino acids)
Molecular function (GO): protein binding
Source: RefSeq, a predicted model, not a curated record
AUGACCACCUUAAGGUGUUCAUGUUCGAGUUCCAUUUUAAUGGAAAACUGUGGUGUGUUGAUGCAGCAAAAGAGGAUGGGUCACUUGGAAGACUUGUAAAUGACGACCACAUAAACCCUAAUGCCAAGAUGAAGUACUUCACUGUGCAAGGGAAGCCCCAUCUGUGUUUGUUUGCAGUACGAGACAUAAGUCCAGGAGAGGAGAUAACAUAUAAUUAUGGUGACUCAGACUGGCCGUGGAGAUGCAAGGUGGUCAAAAUUUUACGUUGUGAGACUGAUGGACCACCCACAUCAGAGCCUUAUACGAGCACUCAAAAGGUGUCUGCAGGUGCAUCAAGUGGCCUGCUCACAAGCUUUGAUAAGGAUCUUGAUGAGGUAAUUCCUCUGCAAGAUUCAGGGGCCACAAAUCCCCCAUCAACAACCGAAGAUAUUGAAGAGAUGACGGCUGAGAGCAACCGGAUUCAGACGGCCGCGAGCGACCUGAAUCAGUCAAGUCCAGUGCUUGGUCCACCCAACAGGGUUGGAAAGGAUCUCGAUGAGGUAAUUCCUCUGCAAGAUUCAGGGGCCACAAAUCCCCCAUCAACAACCGAAGAUAUUGAAGAGAUGACGGCUGAGAGCAACCGGAUUCAGACGGCUGCGAGCGACCUGAAUCAGUCAAGUCCAGUGCUUGGUCCACCCAACAGGGUUGGAAAGGAUCUCGAUGAGGUAAUUCCUCUGCAAGAUUCAGGGGCCACAAAUCCCCCAUCAACAACCGAAGAUAUUGAAGAGAUGACGGCUGAGAGCAACCGGAUUCAGACGGCUGCGAGCGACCUGAAUCAGUCAAGUCCAGUGCUUGGUCCACCCAACAGGGUUGGAAAGGAUCUCGAUGAGGUAAUUCCUCUGCAAGAUUCAGGGGCCACAAAUCCCCCAUCAACAACCGAAGAUAUUGAAGAGAUGACGGCUGAGAGCAACCGGAUUCAGACGGCUGCGAGCGACCUGAAUCAGUCAAGUCCAGUGCUUGGUCCACCCAACAGGGUUGGAAAGAUGACCACUGAGAAUAACCAGAAUCGGUUUCCCAGUCCAAGUCAAAUGGAUCCAGUUGUCAACAGUGGAAAGUGUAAAAACAUCGCCUGGUGUGCGCAACAGUAUCCUCCUUGGACAAGUGUGUUCAAUGUGUGGGACCUGUAUCCUCCUUCAAGUGGCUUGGCUAUGAAUGCAGAGGAGGAACAGUUUUCUAAAUGUUCCAGGGAUGAACUGCUGUCAGAUAAGGAUGAUGUACCAGAUUCAGAACUGGAUCAAAUAUCAGAUGACGACGAGAACAUGUCCGACAAGGACUACAUACCAGACUCGGAGUCACAAAAUGAUGAUGCUGAUGAUGAUGAUACAGAUGCAAGCAUCCCCUUUAUGCCUAGUCAGUCGAAAGCUAAACAGGUUCAAGUAAAUCCAGUACUACCUGAUGUUGGAACAUCUUAUGGGUCAGACACAAGCAUCCCAGUUGUGCCCAGCACAUCAAAAUGUUGGCCACCUCUUGAAGAUCCUAAUGCUGCUGAAACAUCUGUUUCAGUAAAUUCUAUCAAAGACUCAAAGGAAAAGCCAGAGGAUGAAGCUAAGCUUCAUGAACAAAAAUCAACACAUCUGACUAUGAGUAAAGAAAAUUACUGUUAUGUUUGUGGUAAGCCACAAAGCAAAAUUUCCCGCCACUUGAAAACACACAAGACACAUGCUGAAAUUGUACAUGCAUUUUCUCUCCUGAGCAUUCAAAAGAGCGUAAGAUAUUAUUAG